AUGAUUUCACGUCGUGACAAGCUCUUGAAUCUACCUUGGGCGCAACAACGAUACGAACAUCAUCGUGCCAAUCUGCAUUCUGCCAAACCGGCCAUCGAUAUGCGCUGCCCACCCUUCUACCCGCAUGUCAUUCUCAAGCCGAAGAAGAUGCAAAAGGAGAAGGAACGUUUGCAACGCAUCGAAGUGGAAAAUGUGCGACUGUUGCAGAAAUUGGGCGAUAUCAUGAAGACGAAACGAAUGUCGGAUUUGUGGUUGGCACCAAGACCAAAUUUUCUACAUCGCGAAAAAUUAUUCGAAACGCGUCCGUACUCGAGCCUACCCAAAUUGAUAACGAUUUAUGGACCGAAAUCAUCAGUGGAACACGAGAUGAGUUUGCAAAGAACUUUGAAAUCGCCGAACUCGCUAAUGGUGCACAGAUGUCCGACUUGUAGUGGAAAACCCGAGCGUACUCAAGUGGCUAUUCCCGAAAAUCGUAUUCCCUGGGAGCAAGCGCGUAUUUCACACAACGUACAAAUCAAGAAAAUUUAUGAGAUGAAAAUGUGUUCGGAUUGUGGACAUCCCAAGAAGACGCAUGAAAUGAGAAAAAACUCAAAUGCAGAAAACUAAUAUUCAGAUAAAAAUAUGCAAAGUAAAUAAAAGUGCAAAAUAUACUUUGGGGGAGGGGCUUUGAAAGAUGGUAUGAAAUAAUAAGUGUGUGAUCUAUGAGUUGUGGACGAAAAUUUUUGAGUCCCAAAAAUAUAGUUGAGUCUAAACGUAACAAAAUCCUAGGACUAAAUUUUAGCAAACAUAGUUUUAGUAUUUUUACUUUGAAAGCUUCUGGCCGGUUUAAAAAUUAAAUAAAAUUGA
Anastrepha obliqua is the source of this 846-nucleotide messenger RNA. RefSeq lists its product as uncharacterized. Bases 1 to 606 code for a protein of 201 amino acids. The transcript has 3 exons. The record is from RefSeq and is a predicted model, not a curated record. Lineage: Eukaryota; Metazoa; Arthropoda; Insecta; Diptera; Tephritidae.